Messenger RNA from Hibiscus syriacus, 888 nucleotides. RefSeq names its product probable disease resistance protein At1g61300. NCBI's taxonomy places the organism in Eukaryota, Viridiplantae, Streptophyta, Magnoliopsida, Malvales, Malvaceae. The record is from RefSeq and is a predicted model, not a curated record. Gene Ontology annotation, molecular function: ATP hydrolysis activity; ADP binding. Bases 190 to 780 code for a protein of 196 amino acids. The transcript has a single exon.
GAUAUCUCUGUCGUGCUCGCAACGAGAAAGCUGGUUGAUGAAAAGACUCAAGAAAUACAAACGUUUCUUGAUAAAACUCGUAAUGCAUCAGAAAGUCUUGUCAUUGAUGGUCCAAGUGUUGGGUUGCCUCUCCCAACAUCAGAACUAGUUGGUGCGAAAGCUGUGAGAGAUGAAAUUUGGCAAUUUAUAAUGCAGGAGGAGGUGAGCAUGAUUGGGGUUUGGGGGGUUGGUGGCUUGGGUAAAACCACCAUUAUCAUGCACAUCCAUAAUGAUCUUUUGAAAGAAAGUAGAUUUGAUAAAGUAAUUUGGGUUACUGUGUCAAAGGAUUUCAAUGUUACAAAGUUAAAAGAUGAUAUUGCAAGUCAAUUGGAUUCGAAGGAAAAUUUGGUCAGAGAAAAAGAAGAGGUUAGACGAGCGGCAAUCUUGUCAGAAAUGAUGAAGAAAACUGGAAAGCAUGUUCUAAUCCUAGAUGAUGUGUGGGAUAUAUUAUCGCUGGAGGAAGUUGGGAUCCCUAAGCCUAGUAGCAGCAACGGAUGCAAGUUGGUGUUGACAACACGUUCGAGGCAAGUCUAUAAACUUAUGGGUUGUAGGGAUAUACCAGUGACACUCCUUUUAGAAGAAGUAUUGUUACUAUUCUUGAAUAAAGUUGGACCUAACAUAACACAAAGGAAAGCUAUAAUGCCAACUUUGAGGCUCGUUGUCAAUGAAUGUGCUUGUUUUCCUCUUACAAUUGUAGUGGUAGCUGGUACAUUGAAAGGAGAAGAUGACCCUCAUAUUUAGAAAAAUGCACUCAAUGAAUUGAAAAGGCGAAUAUGGAUGGUGGAAGGAGUAGAAGCUGAAGUGAUCGAACGUUUGAAAUUUAGUUUUGAUCAUUUAAAAGACGAGAAA